AUGUCAGGUUUUUGUGGGUGACAGCACAGAACCAGCUCAACUGGGACUGAGUGACACUGACAGAGUGAUUGUCUGUGUGCUCAGUGUGUGUGUGUGUGAGUGUGUGUGUGAGUGUGUGCUCAGACCAUGGGGUGGAAGGAGUCCUUUGCCAUCCAGCUGCUGCUGGGCCUGGUGUUUGUGACCAGCGGAUUGGCUAUCAACCUCAUCCAACUGCUCACAUGUCUGCUCUGGCCAAUCAACAAGCAGCUCUACCGACGCAUCAACACACGACUGGCGUACUCACUCUGGAGCCAGCUGGUCAUGUUGUUGGAGUGGUGGUCGGGCACUGAGUGCACCCUGUUUGUAGACCAGAGCUCGACGGCGGAGAAGCUGGGCAAAGAGCACGCCAUCAUCAUCCUCAACCACAACUAUGAGAUCGACUUCCUGUGCGGCUGGACCAUGGCCGAGCGCUGCGGCGUGCUGGGGAGUUCGAAGGUGCUGGCCAAACACGAGCUCCUGAAGGUGCCUCUGAUUGGCUGGACCUGGUACUUCCUGGAAGUGGUGUUCUGCAAGAGGAAGUGGGAGGAAGACAGGAAGGCCGUCACCAACGGGCUCAAUCAGCUCAAAGACUACCCCGAAAACAUGUGGGUGUUGCUGUACUGCGAGGGCACCAGGUUCACUGAGAAGAAACACCAGAUCUCUAUGGAGGUCGCUGACAGCAAAGGGCUUCCAAGGCUGAAGUACCACCUGCUGCCCCGGACCAAGGGCUUCACCACCACGCUGCACUGUCUCAGAGAUACAGCGUCAGCAGUUUACGACGUAACACUGAACUUCAGAGACGGACAGGCUCCGACUCUCCUGGACAUUGUCAAAGGACGUAAAUACAAAGCUGAUAUGAGCUUAAGGCGUUAUCCAGUUGAGCAGAUUCCUGAGGAUGAGAAGGAGUGUGCUGAGUGGCUGCAUCGCCUCUACCAAGAGAAGGACGCAUUACAGGACCAGUAUGUCACCACAGGCCGUUUCCCUGGCAACCCUGUCGUCCUGCCUCGACGACCAUGGUCACUCCUCAACUUCCUGUUUUGGGCGGGACUUCUGCUCUCUCCUCUCGUCCGAUUGGUGGUUGGAGUGGUCACCAGCGGCAACCCGCUGCUCAUCCUUGGCCUGCUCCUUCUGCUUGUAGUUGCCAUCAUAUCCAUGAACAGGUUGAUCAGUGUGUCAGAGGUGAAGAAGACGGGGUCCAGCUAUGGAGUCCAAGAGAGCAAGAAACACACAUAGACAAAGACACACACACACACACACACACACAGACAUACACCAGUGCACUGUGACCUGACACACACAUACGUGAACAGUGACACAUGUGGACAGACUUUGCAAACUUUUUACUACGAUGCCAAGAGGAUAUAUAUCCAUGUA
Molecule: messenger RNA, 1392 nt
Organism: Myripristis murdjan (pinecone soldierfish)
Lineage: Eukaryota; Metazoa; Chordata; Actinopteri; Holocentriformes; Holocentridae
Gene: agpat3
Product: 1-acylglycerol-3-phosphate O-acyltransferase 3
Exons: 9
Coding region: 127-1251 (374 amino acids)
Cellular component (GO): endomembrane system; endoplasmic reticulum
Molecular function (GO): 1-acylglycerol-3-phosphate O-acyltransferase activity
Source: RefSeq, a predicted model, not a curated record